AUGCAAUUGUCUGUUUUGUUAACUUUGUUGGGUGCUGCUGCUUCUGUUAAUGGUCAGUUCCAAAAUGCCACCAGUGCUUCUUCUAUUUCAAGCGCUGAGGUCUCUCACCAUGAUGAUCACCAUCUACACACUUUCACUUCUACCAGAAUUGAAGUUGUCUCCGAAUUUACCACCUACUGUCCAGAAGCAACUACCUUCUCCUACAACAAUAAGACUGUCAUUGUUACCAAGCCAACUACUUUGACAAUUACUGACUGCCCAUGCACCAUGACCCACAUUGAGAGAGAUGACCACCACCAUCACUCCGAAGAAAAGCACCACUCCUCUGAAAUUGCUGCCACUUACCACAAUACUUCUACCACUACUACUACUACAUGUAUCACUGAUUGUCCAACUGUUGGUCCACAUGCUGUUCACCCAGAAGACCACAAGCCUGUCUCUUCUUCAGUUGCUGCUGAAUCCAAGGUGGAAAGCAAAGCUGCUUCAGAGACUAAGAAGGUCACUGCUACUCAUCAUGAAACUACUGGCAGCUUAAGAACUUCUCACACUGAAAACGCUAAGGCUACUAAGUCUUCUUCUUCUCUUCCAGUGACUGUUCAAACCACCAACGGUGCAGGUCAUUUGCAAAUGGCUUCAUUGUUCCUAACUUUGGCAAUGAUGUUAACUACUUUUUAA
Nakaseomyces glabratus is the source of this 675-nucleotide messenger RNA. RefSeq names its product Spi1p (gene SPI1). Gene Ontology annotation, biological process: fungal-type cell wall organization. Gene Ontology annotation, molecular function: structural constituent of cell wall. Gene Ontology annotation, cellular component: fungal-type cell wall. The record is from RefSeq and is a predicted model, not a curated record. NCBI's taxonomy places the organism in Eukaryota, Fungi, Ascomycota, Saccharomycetes, Saccharomycetales, Saccharomycetaceae.